UCAGAUGGAGAAAUUCAACUAGCGACAGCUAUUCAGUCUCCCCAAAGCUCUAGAUAUUCUACUAUUAAACUGUACGAUCAUCAUGAAAUGUUGGAUUUGAAUGCACUGAAUAAUACUAAACGAGCUGAUAAACACGUUCUCUUCUUCAACCGAGUACCGAAAGUCGGAUCUCAAACAUUCAUGCAAUUAUUGAGAAGACUUUCCGUGAGAAAUAACUUUGCAUUCAACAGAGAUCAAGUGCAACGCGUUGAAACUAUAAGACUUGCACCUUAUGAACAACGUCAGCUUGUUAGACUUGUAAAUAGUUAUAACGAACCAUCUGUCUACGUUAAACACGUUUGCUUCACUAACUUUACCGAGUUCAAUCUUCCUCAACCAAUUUAUAUGAAUGUUGUAAGAGAUCCAGUUGAACGCGUAAUAUCUUGGUAUUACUAUGUACGCGCUCCUUGGUACUACGUGGAACGAAAGCAAAUAUUUCCGGAUCUGCCUCUGCCAGAUCCUGAAUGGUUGAAGAAAGACUUUGAGAGCUGCGUCGUGAAUGGAGAUCGAGAAUGCCGAUACGUUGAAGGAGAGUAUCAUGAAGGCAUCGGUGAUCACAGGCGACAGACUCUAUUUUUUUGUGGUCAUAGCGAGAAGUGCAUGCCAUUCAACACAGUUGGUGCACUUGAAAGAGCAAAAUUAUCAGUAGAAAAACAUUAUGCCGUUGUUGGAGUACUUGAAGACAUAAAUACAACUCUCACUGUCCUUGAAAAUUACAUUCCUCAGUUUUUUGAAGGUGCAACUGAACUUUAUUGGGUGAGUGAGGCAAUAAAAGAAAUGGUAAGAAAAAAUUUCACAAGAGAAAUUGAAUUUUACCAAUUUUGUAGGCAACGAUUGCACCGACAAUUAAGAGCAUUAAAAUUGUCUUCAACAGUUCCUACAACUCAAAAUGAAGCCAGCAGCUUGUAA
Messenger RNA from Cotesia congregata, 948 nucleotides. Lineage: Eukaryota; Metazoa; Arthropoda; Insecta; Hymenoptera; Braconidae. The record is from the annotation of a GenBank genome assembly.